Molecule: messenger RNA, 411 nt
Organism: Oldenlandia corymbosa var. corymbosa
Lineage: Eukaryota; Viridiplantae; Streptophyta; Magnoliopsida; Gentianales; Rubiaceae
Source: the annotation of a GenBank genome assembly
AUGAACACUAUCGACGUGAUCGACAACUCAUCUAAUGCAUAUAUUGAGCCCGCCGAGAAGCUAAAACGAUUUUUCGUUGAUUACUUGUUGAGGAAGAAACUUACGGCAACAGCCCGGAUUUUCAAGAACGCGAAAAUCCGGGUCCUGAAGAUGAGGUGGCAGGAUACUGAAAACUUCACUGACUGUGGAAUAUACGCGAUGAGACACAUGGAAACAUACCAAGGCGAUCCGAGAUGGGAGCUGGAAUUCACUGGAGUUCUUGAGCGAGAUAAUGAGAUUCUAGACCGGUUGAGAAUCAAGUACUUCGCGGAAAUCCUCUCCUCACAUGAGAUUAACCGUUGUGCUGGAAUAUUCAUGGCAAAGGUUCAAGAAAUAAAUAAAAAAGAUUGUUUUGAUGGCUGGGAUGAUUGA